Echinops telfairi (small Madagascar hedgehog) is the source of this 4150-nucleotide messenger RNA. It is a transcript of the gene PTCD3, whose product is annotated as pentatricopeptide repeat domain 3. The transcript has 24 exons. Gene Ontology annotation, biological process: mitochondrial translation. Gene Ontology annotation, molecular function: ribosomal small subunit binding; rRNA binding; protein binding. Gene Ontology annotation, cellular component: mitochondrion. Lineage: Eukaryota; Metazoa; Chordata; Mammalia; Afrosoricida; Tenrecidae. Bases 1 to 2082 code for a protein of 693 amino acids. The record is from RefSeq and is a predicted model, not a curated record.
AUGGCGGCGAUCAGGCCCAUUUGCUCCUUGCGGGGCCGCUGCAGGCCUUUCCUGCCGACUGUCUGGAGGGCAGGUCCGUGCGGACGGGCCCCAAACUGCAGGCUUUCUUCUGGAAGUGAAACCCUCCUAAAUGUUCAAGGAGCUGAUGUAACAAGUGUUGAAGAAGUGGUCAUUCCAAGAAAGAAAACUUGGGAUAAGGUGGCAGUUCUCCAGGCCCUAGCCUCCACAGUACACAGGGACCCCACAGCUGUUCCCUCUGCAUUUCAAGACGACCCAUACCUCACUCCAACCUCCACUGUGGAGUCUCGCUUAUUUUUAUUGGCAAAGAAGUCUGGAGCGAAUGCAGCUAAGUUUAUAAUUAGUUCAUAUCCCAAAUAUUUUCUGAAGGACAUCGCUGAACCUCAUAUACCGUGUUUAAUGCCGGAGUACUUUGAACCUCAGAUUGAAGGUGUAAGUGAAGCUGCCCUGGAAGAAAGAAUUAAGCUCAAAAAAGUCAAAGCUUCCGUGGACAUGUUUGAUCAGCUAUUGCAAGCAGGAACUGUUAUCUCUCUGGAAACGACUAAUAAGCUCUUGGAUCUGCUCUGUUACUAUGGUGACCAAGAGCCCCCGGCUGAUUAUCAUUUUCAGCAAACUGAGAAGCCAGAAGAAUUGGAAGAGGCCACAGAGGAAAACAGCGAGAAGUCUAGGAAGAAGAUUGGUCAUCAGCUCGGAUUAGCUUGGAAAGAAAACAACAAUGCUGAGAGGAUAUUUGCUCUAAUGCCAGAGAAAAACGCACAUUCCUACUGCACAAUGAUCCGGGGCAUGGUGAAGCACCGAGCUAAUGAGCAGGCAUUAAGCUUGUACUCCGAAUUAUUGAACAGCAGACUUAGCGCUGAUGUACACACCUUCAAUGCUUUGAUUGAAGCAACGGUGUCGGCCAUGAAUGAGAGAUUUGAGGACAGGUGGAAAAAGGUGCAGGAACUGUUGAAACACAUGGUUGCACAGAACGUGAAACCAAAUCUGCAGACUUUUAAUACCAUCCUGAGAUGUCUCCGAAGAUUCCAGGCGUUUGGGAAGCUGCCGGCUUUGCAGACCUUCCGGGAGAUGAGAGCCAUUGGAAUAGAACCCUCGCUUGCAACAUAUCACUACAUUAUUCAAGUAUUUUAUCAGUCUGACAGCGCUUCAAAAGUAUCAUCCCCUAUCAUCUAUGAUAUAAUGGAUGAAUUAGUGGGGAAGAAAUUUGACACAAGGGACCUGGAUGAUGAUAUGUUUUUUCAGUCCGCCAUGCAAGUUGCCUUUUCUCUCAAAGACCUAGAACUUGCUUAUAAAAUACAUGGCCUUUUGAACACUGGCGACAAUCGGAAGUUCAUUGGACCUGAUUAUCGGCGUAAUUUCUAUUAUGGCAGGUUCUUCAGUUUGCUUUGUCUGAUGGAACACAUCGAUGUCACCUUGCAGUGGUAUAAGGACCUGAUACCUUCAGUCUUCUUUCCCCAUUCCAAAACGCUGUUAGAUCUUCUUCAAGCCUUGGAUGUGGCCUGUCGGCUAGAGAUGAUUCCUCAGGUCUGGAAAGAUAGUAAAGAGUACGGCCACACCUACCGCAGUGUUCUGAGGGAAGAGAUCCUCACGCUCAUGGCCAGGGAUAAGCACCCGCCAGAGCUCCAGGUGGCAUUUGCUGACUGUGCUGCCGACAUCAAGUCUACGUACGAAAGCCAAGAAGCCAGGCAGACUGCCUCAGAUUGGCCAGCUGCACCUCUCAACUGUAUAGCUGGGCUCUUUCUGAGGGCCGGGAGAACCCAGGAAGCCUGGAAAAUGCUGGGACUUUUCAGGAAGCAUAACAAGAUUCCCAGGAAUGAGUUGCUGAGUGAGUUUGUGGAUAGUGCAAAAGCAGCCAACAGCCCGGAGCAAGCCAUUGAGGUGGUGAAGCUGGCGAGUGCCUUCAGCCUGCCUGCCUGUGAGGGCCUCGCCCAGAGAGUGCUGGCCGAGUUUGCCAUCACAGAGGAGCAGAAGAAAGCCCUGGGAGGCCCAACUGUGUUGACCAGCAGCAGCAGCAGCAGCAGCAGCAGCGAGAGUGACAGCGACAGCGACAGCAGUGAAGGCAAAUAAAAGUGGGCAAUUCAGAAGCAGAUGAGGCCUGAUGUGUCUGCAGGAAUCCCAUGGGAACGGAGGCAUUCAUAUUUAGCAAUGAUAUGAGAAAAGAAGGGACUACAGAUAGGAAAUUUGUGGUCAGAUUCGGAUUUGACUUUGGUAUUCCCUAAGUGAACCAUCCGUGCACGUGUCAUUGGAGUCUCCCAUUUUAGCAGCAGCAGUGCAGCUUUGUGCCAAGCAGAGCUGGGGGCUUGCUUCCUCUUCAGCAACUGUGUGCCCCUCCAAGGUCCUGAGUCUCAGCCUUGGGCUGCCUCAUGCUGUGGUGCCUGGCCUUAGGUGUCAGCAGGUCUUCAUGUAUUUGGAUAACAAUUGCUGUUCGGUCAACAAGAUCAGUUUCAGGGCCCUUUACGGAGGAUGUGAAAAACGGCAUUUUAAAAUUAAAUAGAAUGAUGACAGGAGUUUAGAUUGCACGACUGACCUGCAAGUGGAGCCUGUCAAUACUCAUAAGUUAUGUGCAUAUGUGUGGGUUCGUUAUUUCUACAUAGCCUUUGCCCUGCCUUUCCCACGUGAGGUUUGCCCAAGUGUCUCCACUGGCCCUUUAGCUCCCUUUUUGUAGGCUGGGCCUCCUUUAGAGGUAUGACUGUGGUGGUUGACAAGAGGGCUUGUGGCUAACACAGGUGGAUGUUUCCUUGGCUUGAUCAUGCAUAGCUGCUACUUGGUUCUUGUUUUCUCUUGAAUGACUCAGUUCAAGAAAUCUGAGGGCAAAGAGAAAUAACUCACCAGUAUAGUACUUAGCUACUUAAGCAUUUAUGUGUUGAUCCAUUAGCCCCUUUACACUGAGUCAAAGAAGCAAUCGGACAGAUCAGCCUUUCAUCUCAGUUUACAACUUUCAGGGAGAACCUGGUUGGUGUCACUGGUUCUUCCUGGUUCACCAGCACCUUCUCCCAUUGCCUCAGUGCUCGCCUGAGAGCACGGUCCAGGAAAACCCUGUUUGUGAUACUGAUAGAACGGCAAUUAUGUCUCAGUUGAUGUAGAUUCAUGUUUACAUCCUGAUAUGUCAACAUUUAUAGCAGAAUUAGAAGGGGCAAGCUCUUCUGGGUUGUAUUUCAGAUCCAAUUAGAACUAGUAUCCAGUUUUGAAAAGCCUAAUUUAAAUAAUGGACAUGCUGCUGUAAUCAUGUCAGAGCUAUAGCGUCAGCACCAGCUGCCUCGAAAGCAGUCGUAUGUUAGAAAUCCGGGUACAGCCUGUCGCUGAGGCUAGUGAGCCAUUUCAGAGUACCCUAAGAACAGUCGGGAGUGAGAACUGUGAAGGCUAAAGGAAGGAGUCUUCAGAUAUGUCGAAUAAGCUUGUUUGACCACCAUUGUGCAGAAAUGAGAUUUUUUGUUCAACAGGUCAGUUGAGGACUGCCAAUACAAUGCCGUAUUACCACACUUUGACCAGCCAGCCACUAAGGAUCUUAACAAUACCGCUUCCAAAUGUCUCUUAUGGAUUAGAACCUGGCACCCAGGAGCUCAUUAUGCAGAGUAAAUUGUAAUGAAUGCUACCCACCUCCUCAGCAGUCUUUGUUGAUUUUUGCUGAAUUUCUUGUUUGCUGCAUGAAACUACACAAAGCCGUGACCCUAGAGGGAAAGAUGUUUGUAUGUACAGUCACGAUUAAAACAGGGUUUUGUCUGUAUUUUAAACUGUAGGGCCACACUUAUUAGCUGGUCUUGAAGCCUGUUCUGGGUAAUAAAAUUUAAUGAGAUGAAGUCAGAAAUCCAAGUACAUGCAGUAAAGUCACCGUUCCGUGAUUUGUAACUCACAAGAUUGCAGAGCCACUAGAAGGAUGACAGGACAGGUGAUAGAAUCAUUUAGAGUAGACCUGAGAGGUAAAAUGACUUGACCACACAAAUGAGGUUACUUGAUUUAGCUGAUUUAAGCAAUGUACUGAAACAUGGAAAGGUCAAAUACAUGGGCAGUGCAUCUUCAACUGUCUAGAGCAAUGCUGCCUGGGGACCUGCAAAGCAGUGGACUUUAGCAUGGGAAGGCCUGCUAGGGAUCAGCUCAAUUUUAUAGCUCGCAGCGAAAAUUAAAACUUGAAAACUAA